Prorocentrum cordatum is the source of this 2836-nucleotide messenger RNA. The record is from the annotation of a GenBank genome assembly. Lineage: Eukaryota; Dinophyceae; Prorocentrales; Prorocentraceae.
CCUCGCCGGCGCGGGCGCAGCCCACGGGCGAGCCCGACGCGACGCCCACUGAGGGCCAUGGGCAUUGGGCGCUGGGCGGCUCCGCGGCGCGGGGCGUUGGGCCUGGGGGCCGCCCAGGCCCGUGAGCAGCCUGGCGCAUGGCGGCGCGCCCCAGGUCGGCCGCCGCCCGGCGCCCCUCGGGCGCGCGGCGGCCGAGCCCGGCUCGGCUGCGGCCAGUGGCACCGCUGGAGGCGGGCAGGCCCUGCACGCUGAAGUACCCGCCGCGCCGGGCUGCCACGCUGGGCGCCCAGGCCGUAGUGCCCGAGGUGCCGGCGCAGGCGGCGGACGGCGGGCAGCGCGUGACCUUCGGGCGAUCGCCCGGGCUCGUCUACCCGCCGACCGGCUGGCGGCCGUCCCCCGAGGGGCCCGUCGGCGCGGCGCUGGUGCGGGACCACGUGUACGGCUACGACGGCUCCUGCUCGCGGUCCCUGUGCGUGCUGUCGGACCGCGAGUGCGCCUACCCCCUGGCGGCGCUCUGCGUGGUGGCGGAGCUCGGCACGAAUCGGCAGAGGUUCUUCGAGGGCCACACGAACGACGUGAGGUCCCUCGGCUGGAACCCGGCGCGGCGGCUCUGCGCGUCCGGUCAGGUCGACCCCAAGGGCAAGGGCACCGCGUUCGUGGCCGUCUGGGACCCGUACGACUGCUCCAGGACGAUCUCCCGCCUGAUGCACCCCGCCGACGCCCGCGCCGUGGCGGCGGUGGCGUUCAGCCCAGACGGGAACACCAUCGUCUCCUUCGGCAGCGACAAGUCGAUGACGCUGCACAUCUGGAGGGACUUCGCGAAGUGGGACGGCAGGACGAGCCGUGCCCGCCGUGAGGAGCUCGCGGCGCUGGGCCCGGCAGAGCUGUUCCAGCCCUUCUACGCGGUCACUUCCGGCCAGCAGCCCACGGACGGGAUCUUCAUGGCGCCCUCUUCCGGCGGGGACGGGCGGACGCUGACCUUCUACAGCGUCGGGCCUGGCGAGGGGCCGAUGCAGGGGCAGUUCCGCCACUGGACGGUCACGCUGCCGGCCCCCGGGUCUGCACAGGAGCCCCAGGUGGCCAAGAAGCUCGGAACCUACGGCAAGAGCCCCGCCCCCAAGAGCCCCACCUGGGUGGCAUUCGCCCCAGGCCCCGCCGGCGGCGCGUGGCUCAGCGGCGACAACGGCUUCUUCUACUCCCUGGUCGGCCCCACGGCCACGCACGGCCUGCGCGUCGCCGGCGCGGGGGCCGGUGGCUCAGCCACGGCCCUCGGAUGCGUCACGGCGCUGCCGGACGGCUCGUGGUUGGCUGGGGCAGGCGACGGCGCCCUCUACAUCGGCGUGUGCGACCCUGGGCCGCGCAUCAUCGAGCGCAUCCUGUUCACCGACCUGGACGGGGACGCCCGGCUCUUCGUGACCACCACGCAGCCGCGCCUCAACGCGGUCAGGCUCCUGUCUGGCCAGCUGGCGCUCUUCGGCACCGCCAACCACGCGCUGAUCCUGGUGGACCUCGCGCGGCGCCACGCCAUGGUGCUGCAGGUGUCGCACGCGGCAGAGACCCUGGGCGGCAGGAGUGAGGUGUGGGCCGCGGAUUUCCACCCUGGUCUCUCCAUCCUGGCCACGGGGUCGACCUCGCGCGACGUGCGGUUCUGGAACGUAGCCGAACGGCGGCCGGCCGUCGGCAGGGUGCUGCGCGGGGAGCACCCCGUGUGGUGCUUGGCCUUCUCGCGGGACGGGCAGCUUCUGGCGAUGGGGUGCGACUCUUGCGCCCUGUCGGUGCUGGGCUUCCCGUCCCUGCAGCCCUGCUUCCAGCAGUCCCUGUCGCGCGCCACCCAGAAGGGCAAAGAGAGGGUGACGGACGUGCGCUUCUCCAACGUCGGCGACCUGCUGGCAGCUGCGUGCUCGGACCGGGUGGUGUACCUCCUGCGGGUGAUCCCUGGUGGCGAUGGCGUGCCCCCGCAGGUCGACGUGCACUGCAUGCUGCACGGGAACACUUCAGCCCCGCUGUGCGUGUCGUUCUCCGCCGAUGGCGCCUUCGUGAUGACCAACUCCCGGGACACACAGAUCCUCGUGUGGCGCUCGAGAGACGGCACGAGGCAGAAGCAAAGUUCCGCCUUCCGGGACACCAGGUGGCAGGAACCGUGGACUGGCGUGCUGGGCUGGCCUGUCAUUGGCAUCUGGGGGGACCCGGAGUACGACCAGACGGACAUCAACUCGGCAUGCCAGGCCUACCCGCCUCAUGACAACCUCCUCGCCAUCGGCGACGACAUGGGCCGCGUGAAGCUCUUCAACUUCCCGAGCCCGUACCUGAACGCCGCAUGCCUGGAGUACGGCGGGCACGCCUCCCACGUGACAAGGGUGGUCUUCUCGCGCUCGAACACGCUCGUCGCCCUCGGCGGCGACGACUGCUCCAUCUCGCAGUGGUCGCUGGCAGCACCGCCCGACUUCGACCACUCGCCGCCCCCUGCGGCGCCACCAGGCCGUGGACGAGAGGGCGCCGGUGCCAGCGACCGCGGCGCUGGAGCCGGCGGCUGGGGCGCCGGAGCCGGGCCCGAGGCGGCGCCCGGGGCGGCGCCCGCGGCGCACCCGUGGGCCCUCCUCGAGGACGCGGCGGUGCCCCGGGACCGCUUCUUCGGCCUCGGCCGGCCGGCGGCGCAGCGGCAGGCGUGGCAGCCGCAGGCGGAGCAGCCCGCCGCGGUGCACCAGCCGCACGGGCCGCCGCCCGGCGGCGCCGCCGCGGCCAGACGGGGCAGCUCCGCGCCUGGGGGCACCAGGCCCGUCUACGCCAACUCGAGCCACGGGGCGGCGGCCGCGCUGAGGUGGGACCACUGAGCGCC